Molecule: messenger RNA, 3373 nt
Organism: Megalobrama amblycephala (Wuchang bream)
Lineage: Eukaryota; Metazoa; Chordata; Actinopteri; Cypriniformes; Xenocyprididae
Exons: 5
Coding region: 2277-3233 (318 amino acids)
Source: RefSeq, a predicted model, not a curated record
ACAAGGUUAACAUAUCAUCACAUAUACACUGAACCCUUGGGUGAUAAACUCAAACCUUGCCAGUGUUGGGGGUAACGAGUUACAAAGUAACGGAUUACAGUAACGAUAUUACUUUUUUGGGUAACGAAGUAAAGUAACGCAUUACACUAAUAAUAUUGGUAACUACACUACUUUACUAGACUAUAGGAACGCGCUUUCCUUCCUUACCCAAGCCGCGUUUGCCUGUGUGUAAAGUUCUCUCUGUUUAAGUGGUGCGUGCAUGCGUGUGCCUGUAUGUGCCGUUGCCAUAGAGAUCGAUUUGACGUAGCUGCUGGAGCGGGAAAUGGAGAUGAAGACAGGGGGUUUCAGCAGGUUUCGGCAUAACACCGGUGUGAUGAGAACGUUCAAUACGCUAAAUUCAAACCUGCUUUCCCGCUGCUGGCGCUGAGCCAGAGAUUGACGCGCUCUGUGCUUUUCAUAUUUCACAACUAAGUUUUCAACCACAUGUUUAUUUGAGGUUUCGGACGUUUGAAUGAGGACUAGGCUAUAAAAAAAGACAUUUAUAGUUUGUUAAAUGCUGAUUCCAUACACUCAUAUGGAAGCUGCAAUAAUCCUUUAAAGUUUACUCUCUUAUUAAAAAUUGAAGAAUUUAUGUAAUGUAAAUCCGACAGAUCCUCUGUUUUAUCAACUAACAUGAUCAUUAUAAAGGUGUUUAAACAAAACACAUUCACUUCCACAUAUAUGACAAUCGGAAAAUAUCAUAUAAUUCAUGAUAUAGCCUAGUUAACAAGUUUGUGAAUAUUUUAAAUAAAAAAGGAAAAACAAAAUAAACGCGAUACCUGUAGCUUGGCUGCAUGACGCGUCGCCAAGGAAUGAAUGUAAAUAAUGUUCUAAAAAAAAAACAGGGUUUCCCAAACGGGGGUUCGCGAGGGAAUUACAAGUUGAUGACAAGCAAUUAAUUAAAUUAUAAUUAAAUCAUUACAAAUCAAACAAAUAGACUAAAUAAUAAUCAAAUAAAAAAAAAAUUUAAAUUUGGCAACAAAACUUAAUAUUUUAUUUCUUUAUUUUGCAUGUGACCAUUCAGUUUUACAGAACUGAACGCGUCUGUGCUCAAUUCAAAGUGGGCUGAACGAGAGUCGCACCUCACCCAUUUCGCCUCACCUUUGACUGAGCGCCUAGCUCAGGACUGUCAUUUUAAUUGUAAUCGUUAGCAUCGUAUCACUUGCCAAAACCCCCCAUUACUAUAAUGGGUUUUUAGAUGGUAAUGUUAGCAUCUGCUAUUAAUUUGAAUAACGCUUCAACUGCUUGAAUUGACUGGUGUGAAGGACUUAGCCCACAUAAACCUGCCAGUUAGCAUUCUUGAAUUGAAUGGGAAGUGUUAUAUUCUUAACAAGGAUUUUCUAACGGUAAAUGUAUCAGAUUAAAUUCCAACUUAAUUAAAAGUAGAAAGUAUCCAUAGCCGUAGCCGUAAAAUGUGCAUGGGUUAAAAGUAAAAGUAUUUAUGAAGAGUUUAAUGUACAGGUUUUUUUAAUCCUUUGACUCAAAACAGGUCUAACCACUAACUGAGGUCUAAACCAGGACUAAACCAAGACUAAACCAGGAAGUACAGAUACAGACUCUAAAAUGUAGUGAAGUAAAAGUAAAAAGUAUUCAUCAUAAAAUUUACUUCAGUAAAGUAAAAGUACCUAUAAUUUGUACAAUGCAUUCUGAUAUAGGUGACAAGAUGCCUGUUAGCAUGAUGUUAAACUUUUUUUUUUUUUUUCUUUUUUCAACAUUGGCAGAGACACCCUGGCUGAUAUAGUCAAACACUAUGAGGAGAAUGGGGCAAGACCACGUUUGAAGAAGAAACACUGACUGCCACGUCCAUCAGGCCUGAGGAUAUCAACAGAGUUGUGGACUUCAUAAAAAACUAUGCAGAAGACAAUGCCAUCAUGCUGCCUGGCCGACAGCCUGGGCAUAAGGAUUGGCAUGUGAAGUUGCUGCCAACUCAUGUGUCCAAGGCCUCAGUGUGGCGUCUCUACGUGAAGUCUGCUAAGGAGCUUGGUGAGCGUGCAGUUUGUAAAACCAGCUUCAAAGCACUGUGGCACCGACUUCUCCCACACAUCAAAAGUUGCCGGCCGCACACAGAUCUCUGCUGGCAGUGCCAAAGCAAUAACGAGCAGCUGAUAUGAAGUGCAAACCUCCCAGAUGAUAGAAAGUCUGAAGCAGUAAAGAAGCAGAAAGAUUUGUGCAGAAAGAUUUGCUCUGGCUCUAACCUGUCUUUUGGACCGUCCCUACCAGCAAGCAAGAAGAUUAGGAUGCAUUACAGUUUUGAUUUUGCUCAGCAGUUACACUUUCCCUCAAACCCUCUCCAGCCAGGACCAAUGUACUUCCUGACCCCACGGAAAUGUGGCCUAUUUGGUGUUUCCUGUGAAGGGCUGCAGAAACAGGUGAAUUACCUGAUUGAUGAAGGCAUGUCAUCUACUAAGGGAAGCAAUGAAGUCAUCAGCUACAUGCAUCAUUUCUUCGGCAACUUUGGAGUUGGAGAAACAGAGGUGGAUCUUCAUUGUGACAACUCCAGUGGGCAGAACAAGAACAACUUCAUGCUCUGGUACCUUGCCUGGCGGGUUAGACACAAGCUUCACGAUAAAAUUGAAAUCCACUCCCUUAUUGCUGGCCACACCAAGUUUUCCCCUGACUGUGGCUUUGGACUCAUCAAGCAAGCCUACAUGGAGACAAGAGUCAACACUUUGGCAGACAUCGCUGAGGUUGUGGAAAACAGCUCUCCUGUGAGUCACCUCAAUAUCCCACAGCUUGUUGGAACGGCAGAGGGCAAAGUUUUAGUCCAGACCUUCGACUGGCAGCAGCAUCUGACUCACCACUUCCGUAGACUCCCACAGAUCAAGAGUUAUCAGCACUUCAGCUUUGAUGCCAAGAGACCAGGUGUGGUGCUUGCAAAAACUCACCGUGAUGCACAACCUGUCGAAUAUCAGCUACUGCGCGACGGAUCAGAUCUGCCCCCUAUCGAUGGUCUUUCUGUCCUGGCCCCACCUGGACUGAACAUUGACAGGCAGAUCUGUAUGAAAAAAUCAGGCCAUUCUGUGCUGACGGUGCAAGAUACAUCACAUGCCCAGCGCCAAGGGUCACAACACAGAAGAGACCGCGAAUGUAAUAUCAUUGGACUGUGUCACAAAGACCUUUGUCUUAUGCUGCUAUUACCAAGUAAAAAUGGGACUUUUGGUACAUACUUGGAUUCAUACUCAUGCCCUGGAUAGUUUUUGAAAAUAAACAUAUAUAGAUACAGAUCCUUGAAAGUGCUUGAAUUUAUUUUGUGCAAGAAGUUUUCUGGAAGAAAUUCCAUAUUAUUCUCUCCGGUCAAAUAAUGUGUUAUUUCGCCAACACUUUUUGGACUAUG